This is a messenger RNA of Acanthaster planci (crown-of-thorns starfish), 3388 nucleotides long. RefSeq lists its product as uncharacterized. Gene Ontology annotation, molecular function: 1-phosphatidylinositol-3-kinase regulator activity. The record is from RefSeq and is a predicted model, not a curated record. Gene Ontology annotation, biological process: phosphatidylinositol phosphate biosynthetic process; intracellular signal transduction. Gene Ontology annotation, cellular component: phosphatidylinositol 3-kinase complex. NCBI's taxonomy places the organism in Eukaryota, Metazoa, Echinodermata, Asteroidea, Valvatida, Acanthasteridae.
AUUGUCUUCGCUUUAUCAUGUAUAUUUGAGCGAUGUUGGAAGGGACAUUCACAUCUGUAGUCCUAGGGGUGUAAGUUUGGCUUCCAUACGUCUGUGGUGUACGAAAAUCUAACUGUUGUGGGCCUGCGUGUUGUUGGUCGAGUGAGGACACUGCACUUGGGCAUGUUGGGGGACGAUUGGCGUGGAACGUUACUUGAUAGUGAUACUUCUUUUCUUGCGAGUAAGCGGUUGGACGAGUAGCCUAGCUCAUACAUGUACGUAUAAUAGGUCUACAUUAACUCUGGUUGCUGUCUUUAAUUUGAUGCUACAGAUAAAUCAUCAUGGCAACUAAAAAGAGGGGUCUACAAAGUUCCAAGCAAAGAUCCAAUUCAUCUCCAGAGUUACAGCUUCAAGUCGUUGAUAGCAGCUUCGGAGACAGACUUGGGCAAGUCAAGAAGAAUGCAGACAGAGUCAGGAGUGGCAAUGAGAAUAAUGGAUCUUUGCAGCAGACACUGAUGGCAACUUCUGGUGAGGGCUCCAAACACAUAGAUGCCUCAGAACACAUCAGCAGAAUCUCUAGUUUGACCACCACUUCACAGUCUGAUGCAGUUCUGUGCAGUUCAUGCGGCAAGACCACCUUUGGAGGUACAGAUAAGACAUCGCAACCGGCAGUCAGGCCUAAGAUUCGCAACUUCAAGGCAAAGAGCUUAUCACGGCAGAGGCAGAGACAGCCUCCAGCAGAUCGUGUCAUAAUGACUGUGGAUGACAAUGCCGACACUGUGCACUCUUCAAGCUCAGAGACAGAAGAAGCAGCAGUUGCCCCUAAACAAGCUAAAAAGCAUGGCUUCAGUCGUGUUGCUAGUGCACUUGUUGCAAGGUUCCGACUCAAGACACAAAGGCACCAUCGCAGAGGCUCCACUAGUGAUUCUGACUCAUCGUCAAGUACCAACGACAUUAAGAUUGAGUCUCCUCGCCCUCGAUCUAAAUCAUUUAGUGGUCGAAUCAUGCGCAAGUUUGCCACAAAAGAGAAAGCAAGUAUUGAAAGAGACUCACCCAGUCACAACCUAACAAAGAGAAAAGCACACUCCCAUGCCAGUCGCAUCCAGUCCUGUAUUGGAGUUGUCUUUGCAGGAAAUGCAGUGGCAAAGCAGAAAGGAAAAUCCUCCAAAAAUGAAAAUGAUUCACAGAAGGCAAGGCGAUACAUCCCAGUUAUCAAUCUAGAUGACUUCAAUCCAGACGAUUAUCCAAUUGAAAGCGAGGAUGACAUUCAGAGAGUCCUACGUGAACAAGAGAUCCGUGAUGGUGUGGACCCACCUCCAGGUUUUCAACCCCAUUUUUUUGCUGAGGCCCAAACACAUUCGGAGCCAUCUGCUAAAGUGACUGAUACAGAAAAACCAUAUCAUCAUACAUGUACAAGUAAAAUGAGGGAGGUAACAGUUACAAAUAGUUGUAGUGCCUUAACCUCUGUAGCUAGUCCUGUAGUACAUGGGCCAAGCCACACGACAGCAAAUAUCUAUGACCAGUAUGGUUCCCUAACACCAGAGGGAAACUACAUUCCUCGGACAGUGCAUACCCAGAUUGACUACAUGCACUGUUUGGUGCCUGACCAAAAGAGCAUCAUUGGAAGUAGCUUCUACUGGGGUAAAAUUGAUCGAUUUGAGGCCGAUCAACUUUUAGAAAACAAGCCAGAGGGGACAUUCUUGUUGCGAGACAGUGCCCAUGAUGAGUUUGUCUUCUCUGUCAGUUUUCGACGGUAUGGUCGUACUCUGCAUGCUCGGAUUGAACAGUGGAAACACAAGUUUAGUUUUGAUGCUCAUGAUCCAGGGGUAUACUCUUCAGACACAAUCAGUGGUCUACUCAAACAUUACAAAGAUCCUACUUUCUGUAUGUUCUUUGAACCUAUGCUGACCAUUCCACUACCUAGACCAAAUCCACCUUCACUGCAGGAACUUGCAAGAGCCACAAUUUGUUCAUAUACUACAUAUGAUGGUAUUGCACAUCUAGCAUUGCCACGGACAUUAAAAGAGUACGCACGGGAAUAUCAUUACAAACAGAGGGUUCGUAUGAGACGAUUUGAGGUACCGGAAAUGCCAGUAGUUACAGAACAAAGGGUGGGGGUCAUCACCAAAACAUGCAUUUCCCGGUAAAUAAUUUCUCACAGCUUAUGUUUCAGCAAACAAGGCAACAGAAAACAGAGGCUUGGCCAGGUACAUGUACAUUUAAAGAACAAACUGAAAUCUAUUUUGAGUCUUUGUGAGAAGAUAAAAAUGGUUGACUGUAUACAAAAAAUUAAUAAAAAAAUACAUUAGUUUGCUUCUCAUUCACGUUUGCUUCUCAUUCACUUUGCAUAAUGGAACUUGCUUGAUUUCGCUCCUGUCCCUGUCAAAUAAAAUAUCAUACAUGUACAUGUAACUGUAUGCGUGUGUACAUGUCCAUGGUUUGGUUUCCAACUGAAAAUGUUUGGAGUGUGUCAAAAGAUUCUUGAGUAGACAGCAAUGCUACUAAACAUGUGAAACCUUUCAGUGAAAUUUCUUGGUGUAUUUUGUUCGAUAAAGAGAAAACCUGGAGAUGGAGCUUUGUCCAAUUCAUGUUUAAAUAUGCCAACUUCAAAUUGUCAAAAUAUUUACAUACAUGUAGAAAUGUAGGCUUCUACAUGUAUUUGGCACACAUCUAGCAGCAUUUGAAACAGUGUCCAAAUUUGUCUUCUGCUAAAUGAAGGUGUCUUGAGUUGCCGAAGCUGUAAGCUUUUACAUGGACAUGUGUACAGAGUAUUCAAGAACACCAAAAUAUGAUACCACACUGGCUAAUUGGUCAAAAUUUCACCACCUACAUGUAGUAUUGCAAUGCAAGAGUUUAGGCAGUGGUGUCUUGGCAAUUCCACUCCCACAGAAAGAUACAUCUUGCUUGUGGGGCUGUUUUCAAAUGCCACACACAUUAACUGUAUUAUCUCUGACUUUUAGUGUGGAAAAGAUGUGUAUUCAUGAUUAAAAUGAUACAUACAUGUAUUUACUGUGACUUCAGUGACAAGAAAAAUGUAUGUAUUUGACUCAGUACAAGAAUACCUGUACUUUUAAAUGCUGAAUAUUUUGUACCCAUAGGUAUUUGAUAGUACAAGUUAAUAUAUUUUUGAAAUGAAUAUGAUAAACGGGUAUUAACUGCUGUACACCAUUUACGCUGUCCAAGUACAUACCGUACAUGUAUUGAUGAUUUCUACAAAGAUGAAAUACAGACCUACAGUAGGAACAGGCAAGAUGAUAAGAGAAAUUGUGUUUGUAUGAUUGCCAAGGGUACGGACGUGUGCGUAUCCAUGACUUACAUUUAUCUUCAGUGCAAAAAUUAUGCAAAACCCCUCUUACUGCAAUUUUACAUACUGUACAUGAACCUGAAAUAUUUCUGCACAUACACUACU